AUGGCGAGGACCGGGGCCUCAGAAGCGGCACUGCGCGUUCCCGCAUUAAUGGACACCUCACUGCGAUGCGCCAAGCAUGUCUACCUAUACUCAGACCUCGACCAAGAUGUCGGACCCUACCAUGUUACGGACGCGUUGGAUAACGUUGCGCAGGAUGUGGUGGACAAUAAUUCCGAAUUCGAGUUCUAUCACAAACAAUUAGAGUUAUGGAAGAACAAGGGGGAUCUUUCGGAGCUGGAAGGCUUGAAAAGUACACCGAAGGACCCAGUUCUGGCGGAGUGGACAUCAUCGCAUUACAAUACAGAUCUUGCCGCGUGGCAGCUGGACAAAUAUAAGUUUUUCCAUGUGUUGGAGAAGACGUGGGCGGCGAAGCCGGAUAUGGACUGGUAUUUGAUGAUCGACUCGGACACCUACGUUGUAUGGCCAACUCUGCUCGGCUACUUGGAAACUCUCGAUCCGAUGCAGAAAUUGUAUAUUGGUUGUGGAUUAUGGAUGGAUGAACACUGGUUUGCGCAUGGAGGUGCUGGGAUUGUGCUGUCGAGAGCUGCGAUGGAAACGCUCAUCAAUAAUAACACCGCUGCGCGCUGGGAUCCCAAGAUGGAAAAAUACUGCUGUGGUGAUUUUGUGCUCGCAGUUGCGUUGAAAGAAGAUUACGGAGUGGAGUUGCAACAAGCUUUUCCCAUGUUUUCUCAGGAGAGGUGGUCAACAGUGCCUUUGGGGAAUGAGAAUUUCUGGUGUCGCCCAGCGAUAACAUUCCAUCAUCUUAAUCCCGCAGAGAUGAAAGAAAUUGCUGGUUUCGAGGAUAACCGGUUGAACAUGAGCAAAUCGGAGCCUUGGACCCACGCAGAUAUUUUCAGGGACUUCACCAUGAAGUCAAUGCCAGAUGGAUCCUAUCGCGCAAACUGGGACGGCACUUUCGCGAGUGAUCGGUAUGAAUUUGAUAAGUACCAGGGAUUGUCUCUGGAACCGAAAUCAUUUCAGGAUUGUAUCGAAGCUUGUGAGGCCGACGAGAAUUGUCUCCAAUAUACGCACCACGAUGAGACUUGUUACAUUGGAACGGUCAUUCGACUUGGUUUCAAGAAAGAGGAGGAUAAAGGAGGAAUUUGGCAGAGUGGAUGGCACAAAACCAGAAUCAACGAUUGGGCUUCGGUGCAACCCCAAUGCGAUGAGGUCACAUUUUGA
Messenger RNA from Lachnellula hyalina, 1182 nucleotides. RefSeq lists its product as uncharacterized. Lineage: Eukaryota; Fungi; Ascomycota; Leotiomycetes; Helotiales; Lachnaceae. The transcript has 3 exons. Gene Ontology annotation, cellular component: membrane. Gene Ontology annotation, molecular function: glycosyltransferase activity. The record is from RefSeq and is a predicted model, not a curated record. Bases 1 to 1182 code for a protein of 393 amino acids.